AUGAAGGACACCCACUGGGUAACGCUCUCGUUGGGGAUGGUCUCGCGCUUGCAGUUUUGUGUCGGCUGUGCCGAGGAUGGGCCUCCCAUGAAUGUGCCGUGGUACCCAGUCGUCUUGUCGCAGCAGAAGAACCCGACGACGUCGCAACAGGGCUUUCCUUCUGUGGAGUCUAAUAUGGUAGGCCUUUUCGAAGAUGACGAACCCACCGACCCCUUGACUUUGGAGUAUUUGGUGGUCCACAAAAUGAAUCUCAAGGUCUGUUCGGCCAAUGUCACCCGAUGGCGGUCGAGUCACCGGAAAUGGGCCCACACCUUGUCCCCGGACAUUCUUAUGAUCAUAGUGACUUUCCACGCCUCGCAGGGCUGUGGCUAUGUUAUUGUGGCUUUGCGUUCCAAAGGGGUAGAUUUCAAUUGGAUCUCCUUGUACCUGGAAAGUGGGACGGGCUUGGAUAGCCCAGUCAAUGAUCUUAUCCUGUCCAGCCUUACCCAACAUUUGUCCCUCCUUCAAGGCAUGUGGGUGGUUGGUGGGGACUUUAACGUUCUGAUCCAGGACUUCCUUAACUCCAGGUAUGAAGAAAGGUGGCAGGGCCGUGUGGUGGGCAGUGGGUCCCCCACGGCGGGAGGGGACUCCGAGAUUGACUUCUUCGUCGUCCAUCCCAGUCUUCACUCCCUGUCGACGGUCCGGCUGUCAUUUGACACUCCUUUCAAGCCUCACGGACUUCUAACCUUGGACGUGCCAGUGCACUCCCUUCAGUUGAGAGUCCCCACCAUCAGGUCGGUGGUGUCCCCGGCUCCCUCCUCCUUCCACGCAAGCUCCCCAGUCCAGCUGGUCCAGAUUUUGGAUGUGGCGUCCCAGGAGGAGUCCUCUAUUGCCUUGGGCCAAUGGUCCCGCGACCUCCAGUCGGAGGCCCAGGCCACCACAGGAAAGGGCUGGUGGGUCGACCUUCCCCGCAGGCCGUUGGCCUCGCACCCAGUUGGAGGAGGUGCCUGGACAGGAGGGCCUAUGGCUAUCUGGGAUAGAUGGCGCACCUGGCUUCAGACAGGGAUGGUCCCUAAAUCCUCCGAGGCCUUUGCCUCCAUCCCUCCGGACGACCCCCUUCUUCCCGUCCUAAAGGACUGGGUUCAUGCUGAUGACCGCAGCAGCCUCACUCGGGAGUUGGUGCCCCAGGUCGAGACAAAAUAUAAAGAAGCUUUGGCCUCCCAGACCUCCCAGAACUCCGAGUCUUACUCCAAGUGGCUGGAAGAGGCGCAAAAUGAUCACCUCCGCCCCCUUUACCGCUCCCUUCGGGCUGACGAGCAAACCUUGGAACGGCCGUAUCGGGAGUUCACUCCCCUGGGGGAAGUAUGGGAUGCCUUGUGUGACUUAGCCCGUGAGCAGGUCCAGAUUGUUCUUCUGGCCAAGAGUGCCUUGAAGGAAAGACCUAUCGGUCUUACAUCAGUCCUAUGGCGGCUUUGGUGUAAGUCUCGACGGUUCUUGGUCGGCCAGUGGCUGGACUCUUACAUUCCUGAUCACCCUUUUGACUCGGCGAUUCCAGGCCGUACCUCGUUAGACGUUGCCCUGGCCAGGCAAUGCUCCAACGAGUCUGCCAGAGUCAAGGGCUUGCACACUGUCUCGUUGUUCGUAGACAUUAAUGGGUUUUACGACAGUGUUUCUUGGCGGAGGCUUUGCGAACAAGGCUUGCGGUUGUCUUUCCCAGCCUUGGCCCUGUGCCUCUCCCUUCGCCUCUACCAAGGUGGUCGCACGGUGGUGGGGGAAUCCCAGCCUAGUCCAACCAUCUUCCCAGGCAGGGGCAUGAUCCAGGGAUGCCCGUACGCUCCCACCUAG
Symbiodinium natans is the source of this 1824-nucleotide messenger RNA. The record is from the annotation of a GenBank genome assembly. Lineage: Eukaryota; Dinophyceae; Suessiales; Symbiodiniaceae.